CAACAAAAGAUUUCAUUUCGCGUGAUUUUGUGCGAUUUCGUGUUCAAGAAAGUGACAAAUGAACAAGUAGCACUGGCAUGAACAUCAUUCAAUGUUUUGAAACGAGAGGAUCGAGCACCGAGCGAUCGUCCCCGUCUGUCCCUAAAAAGGAUGGAUUCAAUUGACGAUGAAAUAAUUUUGCCUAAUUCGCCUCUUUAUGCCUACUUGACUGACGCUGGUUUCAGUUUUUCCGACCUGGACGUGGAAUCGUUGGACCGGAAGGACAAGCCACAAGGGACGCCAAAGAACUCGCAGACAUCACCCCACAUUACAAUCAUCGCAUUAUUUGUAAAUCUGAAGCAUUACAUUUGGCAUGCAUUAAGCACAUCCAGGGACGUGUUACUGAGUCAACUGCAGACUGUAGAUACUCAAGCACUCCUUAAAGCCAUCAUACAUAGUUCAUGCCUUGAAGACGAGGAUCGUCGCUUUUUAAGUGACUUUUUGGAAGGACAGCCUGCUCUUGCCAAGACAAAAGAGUACAAAGGGAAAUAUGUGGCCUAUCUCGUCCUCACUGCCCUUAGCGCGUGCGCCAUUUCAAGAUGGCUCGAACCUUCACCUCUGAGUGGCAUUGAAGCUGCAGUAGUGCUAGCACUGUGCUUUGCAGCGCUGGUAGUUGUCGUCAAGCGCUGUCUGGUGUGGCACCAAGAGCAAAGCCUGUGCAGUCUUUUGGACACCAUGAGAGACUUCCAAUCCAAAGUCAAGAAGUGCCUUCAGCUCAUCCAGGAAACUGAGGUGGUGGCACGUGGUUUUACGCUGGCAUCUCACAAUGUACCUGUCCAGCGGCUCGAAAUGAACAAGUUCCUGCCAAGCUUGGACCCGCAAAGGCAGUGUCCUGAGCUCCGCAGGUCUGUCUUUGUGUGGACAAGGGAACUGUUCCUCUUCUGGAGAAGCGUUACCUGCCAAGUGAUCCAGUCAGUUCCCCUGGAAGGAGAGCUAGAUGCCAGUUCAAUAUACCUGGCCUUCACGCAGCCAGAGAAUAUCAGCCAUGAACUGUUUACAUCAAACGAUGAAGAUCUCAAGGCAGGAACUGAAAACUUCUGUCUUUCUUCUCUGAAGGCCAUGCUGUACUUCCUGCAUGUUCAGCAUUCCGAGUUUCUUCGAAGAAUCGCACUGUGUCUGAUGCCAGGAGUCACAAAAAGCUUGCUCAGCAAUGCAGUGGCUGUAGCCAAAAUAGUUAACCAGGCAAACUUUGAGUGCCAGCAGCAGCUGAGGAAGCUCAACAACGCCCACCAGCUCUACGUGAGCAGCUGCGUGCCAGAAGACGAGACUGAAGUUCGAGUCUCAAGGCCAGUAAGACGCGAUCUACAGGAGCUCCAGCUGACCGUACACAGCCUGGUGCUUCACCUUCGGGCAGCAUUGAAGCGGGUUCAAGCAGUGGAAACCAUCACAGAGUCUCUUGGGGAAGAGACCAAGCUGGAGGCCAUUGAGUCUCAGAUAAGCUGCCUCCUGGCAGAAGUCAAGGCAGAAGUGGGAUCAAGUAGCAGCUGCUUGGAGGAGGCUGCACUCUUACUGGACAAGCAGGCAGGACGAACCCCUCCAAAGGAAAACCCAGUUGUUGUGCCUUCUGCAGAGUCUCAAAGUGCUGUUUCCGUCUUGACGAUCACCGAACAGGAUUCUCCUGUCAUAGUGGAUGAGGUUUUUGAAGCACUGCUCGCGGAGAAACCAGACGUGAGUGAAGCUGAACCUGACGAUGACUUCAACCAGGAUAAUAAAUCGUCCGUAAAGCAGAGGGAGGCAUCGGCAGUCAUGUUCAAGGAGCUCAGGAGCGUCCUCGUUGUCAAGGCUAAAGAGCACCAAGAGCGCGAGAAGAACGCACUCGCACGGAGCGGCGUCGAAGGCGAGCACUUCGACAAGUUGGGGUUCGUCGUCCCCGACAACGAAUGCCCGCUCGAGACAGACGCGCUGGGAGGCGCCCUUCCCGAACCACACCAAAACAGACUCCUCGCCGAUACAGCCGCGCCAGACAGAGGCGCCGCAAGAAAGGACGAUCCCAGGGGUGGUGAGGGCGUGACCUGUGAUCCCCGCGAGCCUUUCCCGACCAGAGAAGUCCUAAAGGAACGUGCCGAAAGCAUUGUGACCUUGCCUGCGGGUCGGUUCUCCUUGCCACAUCCGAGCAGCCUCGCCUUCUUGGCAGUGGACAGGGCCAAACAGUUUCUCCCCAUGCAAGCGAGCACCUUUGAAGACGGCAUCAGUGGCAGUUCCUCCGAGGACGCAGAACUUGACGACGACGACAACUGAUUGGGUGCAAAGAAAUUAUUUGGACAACUCGGUGCCUUAACUCGUUAUGUCCGACGUCUUUCUUCUACGGCGUGUCCCCGAGACAAAUUUACAGUGUUUUUCGAGUGCAAAAAUGAACUAUGCACUGCCAAAUGCUCAGUCUCCACCCAAAUAUAGUGCUAGUGGUCUGGACCAGGUGCCAAACCUCCAGAUUUAACCGUUGUUUUAUUCAAAAGCUAUAACUGAUGUUCUGAAACUUUCAAUAUGAAAGUGGGGCAUGUUCCCGGUAGUUGACACCAUUCCUUUCCAUCUAUUCGUGGGUUUCGUCAACCACCUCUUACCCAUUAACAAAUUUCCGAAAAUCGCUUGUAACCUUUUAAUAAGAGCAACGGAACUGCAACGGAUGUUACAAGCCACUGUAGUCAAUCCAAAACUUGGAGGGCGUCACGUGUCACACAUGAUCCACUGGAUUGGCUAACAUUGUUUGUGGCGUCCAUUGCGGUACAUCAUAGGGAGAGACCGAAUAUAUAGUUCUGAAACAUUGGCAUCUGGUCCAUACCGCUACUCUUGGGUGGAGGCUGGUUAUUUGAUCAUCCAUAGUCUAUUUUGACAUUGAAAAAAUUGGCAGGGACCUUUACCUUUAAAGUUCUAUGCUGCAUGAAAUGCAGUAUUUAAGAAACAAUUGUUUUAAUUUGUUUAGAAGACUACAUAUAUAGUUUCGUGUAGUAUAGGUCACGUGGCAUCAACAUAUAUGUAAAAGUAUAGAUCAGGUGACGUCAGGUCACGUGACAUUCAUUUUCCCGCUAAAUUUAGCAGAAAAUGUACAGGUGGACAGGCAAACGAAAUGUUGGGACUGGGGGCUAGUGUUUAAAAGCAUUUCAUGCCUUAAAAAAAAUACUAUUUUGGGGGGUGGGGGGUUUGGGGGUGGAGGGUUGGACUUUUUGUACAUGUUGUGGCUCAGUUUCAUUGGGCUGUGACCUGAUGUGAACAUUGUGCGUGCCAUGCAGUGAAAUUUCUUAAGUGUUUUGUUUCAUAUUUAUAUAUUUAUUUGACUUUUGCAUUGCCUGUCAAGAGGGAAUAUAGGUUUACACUUCAU
This is a messenger RNA of Ixodes scapularis (black-legged tick), 3352 nucleotides long. RefSeq names its product vezatin. Lineage: Eukaryota; Metazoa; Arthropoda; Arachnida; Ixodida; Ixodidae. Gene Ontology annotation, molecular function: myosin binding. The transcript is spliced from 13 exons. Gene Ontology annotation, cellular component: plasma membrane. Bases 151 to 2277 code for a protein of 708 amino acids. Gene Ontology annotation, biological process: cell-cell adhesion. The record is from RefSeq and is a predicted model, not a curated record.